Molecule: messenger RNA, 639 nt
Organism: Lachancea thermotolerans CBS 6340
Lineage: Eukaryota; Fungi; Ascomycota; Saccharomycetes; Saccharomycetales; Saccharomycetaceae
Gene: SFM1
Product: protein-arginine N-methyltransferase SFM1
Exons: 1
Coding region: 1-639 (212 amino acids)
Biological process (GO): peptidyl-arginine methylation
Molecular function (GO): protein-arginine omega-N monomethyltransferase activity
Source: RefSeq, a predicted model, not a curated record
AUGAAGUACAUUAUCGAGCACAUGGAACAAGGUUUCAGUGAGUGGGUGACCCUGGAGUACGCUCAAAUUAUAAGAGACUUGGGUGCGUCUAAUCUGAUUCUAUCGUCGCUGCCAGAGGGAACAAAGGAGUCAGACAUACCCCUGAAGCUCCGUGAAAUGGGCCUGCAGUGGACAACCCGUCCUUUAACAGAAAUCAAUGAGGUUUUUCCUGAGCUCCCAAAGCUGAAGGAGCAGCGGGUGUGUCUGCUGGACCCUCGCGCUAAAACCGAUCUUGAGCCCUCCGACGCGCAGACAUACGACUACUUUGUGUUUGGCGGCAUUCUAGGGGACCACCCACCAAGAGACCGUACAAAGGAGCUCAUGAACGCCUACCCAAACCUCCUCGUCGGAAAAAGGCUAGGCGAUAAGCAGAUGACAACCGAUACUGCUAUCAGAACUACGCAGAUAAUCAUUGAGCGUCAAACACGCUUCGAAGACAUCAAGUUCAUCGACUACCCGGAAUUCAGGUUCAAUAAGAACGAGGCCACAGAAAUGCCUUUCAGGUACGUUUUGGAUGGCGAGGGCAAGCCAAUCCUACCGCAGGGGAUGUUGGAGCUCAUUAAAAAGGACUCCGAACAGAGUCUCGACGACUUGCUGUAA